CUCUGAUCAUAAUUUAAUAUUGUAAUGUUUCCUUUGUUUAUCCACUGCAGAAAGGAUUCUCCUGAAUCUGAAAGGAAGAAGUUUCCCGAAGAAGAUCUUCACGAAUUGUUCCCAGAGGGGUGUGGUGAUCUGGCUUCGGACCAGUUCGAGCCUGGCUGGUUCCUGCUGGAGCAUCAUCAUGCCACCUCGUUCGAGGACCUCAGAGUUGGACUCUCCUAUUUGAGGAGAAAAGUCGAAGGUCAAAAGGAAGGCCAGUUAUCAUUUCUAAAGGCAAAUGUUGGCUCAGUGAUGGAACAACUCGAUACUCUGUUUCUCCUCAAGGAAAAGUUUGAAGCUGAUAUAAAGAAUUUUGGCGUUGAUAGAACAGUAAAAAUGGAGAACUCAAUUGCAGAUUCGAUGUUGGAAGCGAAUAAACUAUUUGAAGGAGUGCUGAAGCGUCGGGAAAGGGCCGACGCGACACGAAACGCGUUGGGCGUCUUGCAGCGGUUCCGCUUCCUCUUCACCCUCCCCGUGGCUAUUGAACGCAACAUCAAGAGAGGCGAAUACGACGCCGUCAUCAAUGAUUAUGCGCGUGCGCUCAACCUAUUCGGAAAGACUGAUGUUGUCAUCUUCAAAAAAGUAUUGAUUGAAGUUGAACAGAAAAUAAAUGAUCUUCAAGAAAUGCUCAAACUAAAACUGCAAGAUAUGCCAACUACUCUCGAUCAACAGAAGAAAAUAAUAAGAAAUCUAGUGAACUUGGAUGCAGGAGGUGACCCUGCUUGGAGCGCGAUACAAGUGCACGCCAAAUACCUCACCCAGCAACUCAAUUCUUGCUUCAAUACUCAUAUGGCUGCUGACACCUCAAUCGAAGAAGGGAAAACUCCGAAAGGCUCGCAUUCCAAACAUACAAGAACGCCAAGUGGAAAUCAAAUCCUUGAUUCUCAGAGUACAAUCCCUCAGAGAGUUUUAUGUGUGGAAGAAUUGACCGAAAUAAUGUCCUCACGAUUCCCAGAUUUAUGGAAACUAGGACAAGCCUAUUUCUCAGGAGAAUUGCAAGUUCCAGUCGGGCCCAAUCAACAGCAAGAGUUUAAGAGCAUAGUGCUGACUGUGAUUGGACUGGGCUGCAGCCUUCUUCGCGGUGUGCUGCUGCCUCACACGCUGGAGACAAAGAGCGCCUGGCCGACUCACUCGCACUCCCUCGACCUGCUGGCCGCCUGGUUGCCGCACUGUCUGCGAUACGUCACCUCCUCCUACUCCAGUCUCAUCAGCCUCGAUCUGCCUGGCGAGGCCCUCGACAUCGUCGGAAAGCUUCUCUUCGAUCUGCAAUUGAGUUGUAUGGGAACAUUAUUAGUACAGGCUGGUGACCAAUUGUCAUCUCUACACGCCAAAGAAACUUGGCAACUGCAUUUUGACUCUCGUUAUGGCGGCAUUACAUCUCUUCCUACAAUGUUCGAAGAAAUAAUUACGGAAGCAAUCACACUGAUCAAGGAAACAGUUUUACAAUCUGGAGUUCGAGGAGCAGCUCUACUAGAAAAUGAAAGGGCAAAGAAAGAAUUCAAUAAUAAGCUACACAAUACGCUUCUCAAUUUUGUGCAGGCAUUGGAAAAAUUGAUUAGUAGUAAUGAUAUGGGUGACCAUUCUCCUGCCAUUUCCCAAUUGAUAGGGUCCCCAGCUCAUUUCAGAGAUCACAGUCAGAGUUCAGGAUUGGCAUGGGAGCAAAGGCUACUGUGUACGCUGAGCAAUUGCCUGUACACAGAAAAAGAAGUGCUCCCCAGACUUGUGGAGUUGCUGAACAGAUACAACUACCCACCUUUGCCGAAAACGUUUACGGCCGUGACAAGCGCGCUCAAUAUGCUGGAAAAGAGCAUCAUAGAGACGUACAUUGAGCAGAAGAGUGAUCCACUGGUGGGGACGAUCGAGCCAUCCAUGUACCUGGGACGAUUCGACUGGGACACCCAGCUCAGUCCCACUGAUCUCAGGCCAUAUGCCAAAGAAAUCAUCUACAAUAUUGUUGCCGUUCAUGCAGAGGUAUACCGAAUAUGUCCGGAUCAAAUUUAUUUUAUUCUGUCUCAUAUUGUCGAAACAAUAGCUGAGGAACUGUCCAGACUGAUGUCGUGCGUGAAAACUACCAAGUUCAGUACUGCAGGUAAUCAGCAGGCUCGUAUUGACAUCACUGCACUGCAGCAGACCUUCUCCGCUUUCACCACCUCCACUGCUGAGUCAUUCUUCUCUGAAGCUUUAGAAGUACUUCCAGCUCUAAAACUUGCUGAUACUAAAGUCGUUGAUGAAGUGCUAAACAAAUUCCAAUCCAAUAUGCGUCUACGUCUUGCCUGUUUGAAAACUGUUGAGAAGCUGCCUUCGAAUAGUUUAUGAAUAAGUGUUUCAUAGUAAUCAUAAUAUUUACCUGCUUCCAUCAAAUAAUAUCACUGGAAAAACCUAAGUUAUCAUCAAAUGAUUCUCAAAAGAUUAUUAUUUUACAUAGAUUAGCAUAGGCCUAAUAAAUAUUAAUCUGUUCAACUAAUAAAUAUUUUACACAGAUA
Messenger RNA from Nilaparvata lugens (brown planthopper), 2519 nucleotides. RefSeq names its product exocyst complex component 2 (gene Sec5). The record is from RefSeq and is a predicted model, not a curated record. The transcript has 16 exons. The coding region runs from base 25 to 2352 and encodes 775 amino acids. Lineage: Eukaryota; Metazoa; Arthropoda; Insecta; Hemiptera; Delphacidae. Gene Ontology annotation, cellular component: exocyst. Gene Ontology annotation, biological process: exocytosis; Golgi to plasma membrane transport.